AUGGAGAAGGCGAGGAGGACGAGUUCACCGUCAUGGACGGCCGCCGUGGCUCUGGUGUCCCUCUUUGCGGUCGCCGGCGUGGCCGCGGCGGGGGCGCCGCCGCCGAGGAGGAUCCUGGUGGACACGGACAUGGACACCGACGACCUCUUCGCGCUGCUCUACAUCCUCAAGCAGGACCGCUCCCAAUUCGACGUCAAGGCCAUUACCAUCAGCGCCAACGCAUGGAUCGACGCCGGCCACGGCGUCGACCAGCUCUACGACAUCCUCUACAUGAUGGGCCGCGACGACAUUGCCGUCGGCGUCGGCGGCGACGGCGGCAUAUCGGAGGCUGGAGAGAUACACCCCGACGUCGGCGGCUACCUCCCCCUGAUAGACCAGGGCAUGUCGACGGUGGGCGGCUGCCGAUACCGGCAAGCCGUCCCGCCGGGACGCCGUGGCGGGCGCCUCGACACCGACACCAACGGCGGCCUCCGUAGGGGCUUCCUCCCGCAGGGCCACCGGGGGUACGCGCCGCUCCGGCAGCCCACGGCGCAGCAAGUGAUGGUGGACACGGUGUCGGCGGGCCCUACCACGCUGCUCCUCUUUGGGACCCACACCAACGCCGCGCUCCUCCUCAUGGCGCACCCGCACCUGAGGCGCAACGUGGAGCGCGUCUACGUCCUCGGCGGCGGCGUAAGGGUGGCGGGGAACCUCUUCACCGCCUACGGCGCCAACCCGUUCGCGGAGUUCAACGUGUUCGGCGACCCCUUCGCCGCCUACCAGGUGCUCCACUCCGGCGUCCCCGUCACGCUCGUCCCUCUCGACGCCACCAACACCAUCCCGGUCACCGAGGAGUACUUCGCCGAGUUCGGCCGGCGGUGGCAGACCACGCCCGAGGCGCGCUACUGCUUCCAGUCGCUCGACCUAGUCCUGAGGAGACACAGAAGGCCGGCUCCCGGCCUCCAUGGCAGCACGGGCUAUUACAUGUGGGAUUCCUUUGCCGCCGGUGUGGCUUUCUCUAGCAUGCGCAAUGGCGACGCCAAUGGCGCAAAUGACUUUGCUGAGCUAGAGUACAUGAACAUCACGGUGAUCACUUCCAACAAACCGUACGGCGUGCGCGACGGCUCGAACCCGUUUUUCGAUGGCCGCGCGACGCCCAAGUUUGGUCUGAAGGUGGGUGGUGUUCACAGUGGCCAUGUCCAGACUGGGAUCGGAGAUAGUUUCUGCUUGGUGCCGGGAAGCAACGCAGGUAGAUGCCAGGAUGGAUACACCAAGGAAGUGACUGGUUCAGAAGGAGUCCGCGUUCGUGUUGCCACGAGCGCGAAGCCAAACCCGGUUUACAAUAGCGCGUUUGAUAGGGAAUUUUCCAAGAACUUCCUAGAGGUCCUAAAUCUCGCUAAACAAGCUGGUCGAUUUAACAUCAGUACGCAAUUCCCAUAUUACAGGGAAGUUCUUUAUAAGCCAGAUUUCAUAAACGUGAGCAGGGGAAAGCCAGUUAUUUUUGACAUGGACAUGAGCCCUGGAGAUUUUGUUUCUCUUAUAUAUCUCUUGAAGGCACCAAGAGAAGUUAUAGAUCUAAAGGGAGUUUUGGUCAAUGGCAAUGGAUGGGCGAAUAUCGCAAGCAUCGAUAUCAUUUAUGACAUUCUACAUAUGAUGGGCCGCGACGACAUUCCAGUUGGCCUUGGCAAUACCACUGCAAUGGGGAAUCCAACCCUUGGUUGCAACAAUGUGUAUGCUAUUCCGUUGGGCAGUGGUGGAUUUAUCGACUCCGAUACAUUGUAUGGACUGGCUCGGUUAUUGCCAAGAAGUCGAUCAGAUACACUCCUGAAAGUACAGAUGAUCCAGAACAUCGGCAGCCACUGGCUUUUGAAGUUGUGGCAGUCUGUCAGGAGGCAACUUUGUCCAGGUGACAAGAUAACUCUUCUUACCAGUGGACCUCUCACCAAUUUGGCCAACAUUUCACUCUCUGACAGGGAUGCAAGCUCUGUGAUAGAGAGAGUUUAUGUUGUUGGAGGGCUCAUCAGAGAUGGAGGUCAUGAGAAGGGGAAUGUGUUCACUGUUCCAUCGAACAGAUACGCAGAGUUGAACAUGUUUCUUGAUCCUCUGGCUGCAAAAACAGUCCUGGAAUCCAAUCUGAAUAUCACACUCAUUCCCCUUGCAGCGCAACGAAAAGCUGCUUCAUUUGAGUCUGUCCUGGAAGCCUUGGAGCAAACCCAGCAAACUCCCGAGUCAAAGUUUGUCCGAGAGUUAUUUGCAUUAUUGAAGGAACUUCGGAUCAAAGAGAAGCUCUAUCAUCAUGUGGAUAUAUUUUUGGGAGAAGUUCUUGGUGCGGUUUACAUGGUUCAAGGAUCUGACCUGAAAUCGACAGUAAUGCCCAAGCGAAUAAGCGUCGUUGCCAACACAACGAAAAGCACAGAUGGGCAGAUUGUGAUCAGCAAUCAGAGUUCAAAUCUGGUGCAUGUGUUAAGUGAUUUCAAUGGUGAUAUAUAUUACAAUCGAUUGGCAAAUUCUUUAGCGAACAAGAAGCAAUCCGCCAUUAUUGCGAACUUCGAAGAACAAAAGGCAAUUUGGAGCAGGCUGCCAGAUAAUUCAGGGCCUAAACAUACCAAAUUCUUAUAG
Molecule: messenger RNA, 2598 nt
Organism: Triticum turgidum subsp. durum (durum wheat)
Lineage: Eukaryota; Viridiplantae; Streptophyta; Magnoliopsida; Poales; Poaceae
Source: the annotation of a GenBank genome assembly